AUGGCCACCUUUUCGUCGACACCCAUCGUUAUUGAUGGCAAGGGCCACCUCCUUGGUCGAUUGGCCUCAAUCAUCUCCAAGCAGAUCCUCUCUGGUCAGAAAAUUGUGGUGGUGAGGUGUGAGGAAAUCAACAUUUCCGGUAGCUUCUUCCGUAACAAGCUCCGCUACCACAACUUCCUCCACAAGCGCCACAUUGUGAACCCCAAAAAGUCCGGUCCAUUCCAUCACCGCGCACCCUCCAAGAUCCUCUACCGGGCGAUCCGGGGCAUGACCCCACACAAGAGCGCCCGCGGUGCCGCUGCCCUCGAGCGCCUCAAGCUGUUCGAGGGAGUCCCCCCACCAUACGACAAGAAGAAGAGGAUGGUGGUCCCCGAAGCUCUGCGAGUAUUGAGGCUGAAGCCCGGCCGCAAAUACUGCACCGUCAAGCGUCUCUCGCACGAGGUUGGGUGGGGAUACAAGGACAUUGUUGAUCGUCUUGAGGAAAAGAGAAAGAUCAAGGCACAGGCAUUCCACGAGCGCAAGCUGGCUGCUGUCAAGUUGCGCCAAAAGGCGGUUGCAGACACGGCAUCAUCUUUCGAACAGCUCACGCAGUUGGGAUACUAG
Messenger RNA from Psilocybe cubensis, 603 nucleotides. RefSeq lists its product as uncharacterized. Lineage: Eukaryota; Fungi; Basidiomycota; Agaricomycetes; Agaricales; Agrocybaceae. The coding region runs from base 1 to 603 and encodes 200 amino acids. Gene Ontology annotation, biological process: translation; negative regulation of translation. The transcript has 4 exons. Gene Ontology annotation, cellular component: ribosome; cytosolic large ribosomal subunit. Gene Ontology annotation, molecular function: structural constituent of ribosome; mRNA binding. The record is from RefSeq and is a predicted model, not a curated record.